This is a messenger RNA of Schistosoma turkestanicum, 1927 nucleotides long. Lineage: Eukaryota; Metazoa; Platyhelminthes; Trematoda; Strigeidida; Schistosomatidae. The record is from the annotation of a GenBank genome assembly.
GCUCGUGCAAAGGUUUGGGAUAUUGGGGUUUGAACCGGACACGUUUUGAUGGUUGCGUUACAUUGUGUAUAUCGAUGGAAGUAUAUUUUUGGGUCUGUACUCAGAGGUUAUCAUUCGCAAAAAAAGAUUAGCGACUAUCUAAAAGAUGGCUACUUUUCAGAGAUCCUCCCAAGCAGAAGCGAAAAAUACCUAUCAAAUCUUGAAACAACUGGAAACUUUUCUGUGUAUGCUGGAUUUGAUCCUACAUGCAACAGUUUGCAGUUAGGAAACUUAGUAGCUGUCUGUGGUCUGCUUCGAUGCCAUUUAUCCGGCAAAGAUAUCAUUGCGGUUGUUGGUGGAUCUACUAGUAUUUUGGGUGACCCUAGCGGUAGAACCAAAAAACGUGAUUAUCAGUCUUUGGAACAAUACAUCUCCAAUUCCACCCAUAUAGAGCAUAAUCUAAAUCAGAUCUUCCAUAAUUACUGGACGCAAAUUGUCCCAUCUAUACCUAUUUCUGGAAAGCUAGGUUCAGUUCAUGUUGUUAACAAUGCCGAUUGGCUGGCUCAUAAAAAAGUAAUGGACGUUUCGUGCGAAGUGCUGACACAUUUUAAGCUGUCAGAACUUUUAGAAAAAGAAAGCGUUAAGAAACGAAUGGAAAGCGGAAAUACUAUGGAUCUUGGCGAAUUUUUCUAUCCAAUAUUACAAGCACUAGACUUUUUAUACCUACACGAAAAGCUUAAUUGUUACGUGCAGGUCGGUGGACAAGACCAGAUCGGCAACAUAACUUGUGGAUUAAAUCUCAUUCAUCGCCAACUUGGCCGGCGUGUUUUCGGCUUGACCGUUCCUCUGUUAACUACUCCCGAUGGUCAGAAAUUGGGCAAAUCCGUUUCUAAUUCAGAAUGUGGAAUGGACUCCAUAUGGUUAAUGGGUGAAAAAUUAAAACCUUACAAUUUCUACCAAAAGAUUUUAAAUUUGCCGGAUAGUAUCAUAUCAGAUAAAUUAGUUCGUCAGUUAACAUUCUUUGGAUCCGACGAGAUAAAUCAGUUGUUAACUAAUCAUAAAAAUCAUCCUGAUCGUCGUAUAGUUCAAAAGGCAUUGGCCAAAGAACUCACUUUAUUAGUUCAUGGAGCUUAUGCUUUACAAGCUUCGGAACUUGCAAGUCGAAUAUUUUUCCCUACAAGUUCUGUAAAUUGUCCCGAUAAUAGCGUGUCGAGUGAUGAAAACAGCCUGGAAGCGAUUCAAACUAAACUGAAUAAUUCAGAACGAAACUACCUUCUUUCGUGCUUAGAAUCAUCUUCACAAUUUCUACCGGUUAUUUUCCCUAAAAAUUUCACUGAUUCUUUGAAAAGAUCUGAUCAGAGAUCUGGUCAACUUAUGGAAAGUGUUUUGGACCUAAUUAUGCUUACUUCAAAUUUUAAAGAUCGAUAUGAAGCUUUAAGAACAUGCUCCACUAGAGGUGUUGUACUUAAUGACGUUAACCUUUUAAAGAAGGACAAUAAGUCUGAAAUGUCACCGGAAAAUAUACAAGCAGCAUUUGACAGAUUUGAUGAAGCCACUGGUCUAGGUAUCUUACGACUAGGUAAAAAUGAACAUUGGUUUGUCGCAACCAAAUCAAACCUUACUCAAUAAACUGUUUCUAAAAUGUAUAGUUGUAAUAUAACUUGCCUAUUGUAAAUGUAUACAACUCAUUCAGUCAGUCAGCUACAACACAGAACUUUGUACGUAUGUACAUCAGUUCAAGUUGCCAUACCACAGCACACAGAGAUCGAAUUGUCAAUUCAAAUCCCACAGCAGCAGCGGUAAUCUAAAUGUACGCAGUGUUUAUUAUUAUUGAUCAGAAGUUAUAAGUUUCAUUUACAUUUGAUUGUGACGGUGACAAUGUCUAAAAAGUAGAUUUGUAGUGUGGGUAUUGUUAAAUAAAUUAAUCUUAUCAGAAAAGAUUCGGUAA